GGGAUCGGCCGAGCACCGGUGGCGGGAAGGCGCGGCGGUUGGCGGUUGCAGAUGGAGUUCACGCGCGGCAAGGGUCGCGCGGCGGUCUAUCCCUUCCCUCUGCAGCUCUACCCGCUGCCGCCCCAAGGCAUCGUCUCGCUGCUCGAGUUCGAGGGCCUGGCCGUGGCGAGACUGAAGCUUCUCAAGAGUAUAGAAACUAUUGGCAUUAGCUAUGCCAGGGGAUCUGAGAACUAUAACAAGAAACUGGAGGGCGAACUUCGAAAGCUGAAGUUUCCUUACAGAGUUUACAGCGAUGAGAAGAUAGAUGAAUAUGAAAUGAGGAGGAAUGAUCACAUCUCUCAUUUCAUACUGCGUCUUGCUUACUGCCAGUCGGAAGACUUGAGGCGAUGGUUUAUUCAGCAAGAAUUGGACUUAUUCCGUUUCCGAUUUGGUGAGCUACAUGACAAACAGCAAGAUUUCCUCAAAAAAAAUGAAUUGAAGUAUCACCCUAUUGAGCCAGAGGAAAAAAAACACCUGAGUAGCAAACUACAAAAUUCAUCUGGACUAACCGCAGUUGUAAUAGAAGAACAAAUCUUUUACAAGGUCCCUUUUACUGAUGCUCUGGAACUGGUCCGAGCUCGGAAGGCCUUCCUCAAGAAAGGGUUGGUGUACAUACCUCAUCUGGAAAUUGUAAUUCUAAUCCUGAAUGUAUUUCGACAGAGACUUUCCAAGUCUUUGGCUUUGACAUCAAGAUCGCUGCCUAUUAUACAGUCAGAUGAGCGACUGCAGCCACUGCUGAGCAACCUCAGCUGUGCGUAUGUUGGACAGGACUACAGUGUUCAAAAAAAUGUUGGAAAGAUCUCCUUGGAUCAACUUGACAGUCUGGCUACUAAAUCGUAUCCUCCCUGCAUGCGCCAGUUGCACAAUGCCUUACGGGACAACCAUCACCUCCGACAUGGUGGCCGCAUGCAAUAUGGACUCUAUCUCAAGGGACUAGGCCUUACCCUAGAACAGGCCUUGCUGUUUUGGAAAUCAGAAUUUAUAAAAGGAAAAGUGGAACCAGAUAAGUUUGAUAAAUCAUAUGCAUACAAUAUACGCCACAAUUUUGGAAAGGAAGGCAAGAGAACGGACUAUACCCCGUUUAGCUGCAUGAAGAUUAUUCUGUCAAACCCGCCGGGACAAGGGGACUUUCAUGGCUGUCCAUUUCGGCACAGUGAUGUUGACCUACUAAAGCCAAAGUUGCAGUCCUAUAAGAUUUCACCUGCAGAAAUAAACCAGAUUCUGGAUUUAGUCAAGGGGAUGCAUUACCAGCUGGCCUGUCAGAAAUACUUUGAGCUAACCCACAAUAUUGACGAAAUUGGGUUUUCUCUGAAUCAUCCAAAUCAGUAUUUCAUUGAGAGUCAGAAGAUUCUGAACAGCAGCCGAGAUACAAAGAAAGAGUCAAACCAGCCAGAGAGCUCCCAGCGCAGCCAGCCCAGCCAACCCCCCAAAGGGGAGAGUGCCGCUGUCUCCACAGCCACGAGCCAGGCAGAAUCGACUGAUGUGGAGGGUAUAAAUAUUGAAGAGCUUCUCAGUGAAGAAUAUCCUGAAUGAUUCGCUAUGCGACUGAUAUCCAUUGAAAUGCAUUUUGUGUUAGAAUGUUUUCUGAAGUGAAUUUGUUCCAUGUUUUCCCCAAUCUAGUUUUUUUUCUCUUUAAAUGAGUAAAUAAGCUUAAGGUAAAAUUAAUUCUCUCCAUAAUGGCUAAAGCGAGAUAACUUGUAUUUCUUGAAAUACGUACUGCCAGAAACAAUGCACACAAGAGACUUUCAUUGGUGCUUGAACAUUUCCUUGAAACAAAUGGCACAUUUAAUGUAAAUUAUGCCAAUGGAUCAUUAUGGAACUCAGCCUAGAAAAUGGUAAUUUGUCUUUAUCCCACAUCUUGUAAGAAAUGUUAAAUUACUUUGGUAACAUCUUAUCAACAUCAACACUUUUAGAAGGUAAUGUCUUCUCAGAAUUCAUUAUAAGGCAUCAAUUAUAUUCAGGUUAAUUGUACAGAAGUUUGUGAAUGCUUUGCUGUAGCACACCAGCUAACAAAGCGACUUCCAUUUCCAAUAAUUUGCAUUAUUGCAUUUGUAAUUGUACAAGAGGACUUGAGGAUUCACCAUCAUUUUCAUGCACUUCGUUGCACUGUAUUGUGAAAUGUACUUUCUCAUUGUCUUAAUGCCUAAUAAGUACAUUAUAAGAAAGCUUAUAUCAUACUAUCAGAUUUCUGGAAGAGAGACGCAUCCCAAUCUAUUUUUUUUUCCUGUUCAAGAUUUUAUAAUGUGGACUGUGCAAUGCAAAUUAUGUUAUUGCAAUGCUGGAAUUUCCAUAAACCUCCACUGAUAUUUUGAA
Molecule: messenger RNA, 2352 nt
Organism: Leucoraja erinaceus (little skate)
Lineage: Eukaryota; Metazoa; Chordata; Chondrichthyes; Rajiformes; Rajidae
Gene: prim2
Product: DNA primase subunit 2
Exons: 13
Coding region: 52-1572 (506 amino acids)
Biological process (GO): DNA replication, synthesis of primer
Cellular component (GO): alpha DNA polymerase:primase complex
Source: RefSeq, a predicted model, not a curated record